AUGGCUCCAACAUAUGACAAGACUUUCGUCUCGCCCGAGGUCGAUGCCCAGCCCAAGAGAAUUGUAAUCUGCUGUGAUGGAACCUGGCAGUCAGCAACAUCCUUGGAUCCAACAAAGGGGUGCUCUUCCAAUGUCGCCCGGUUAUCUAGAGUACUUGCCAAUGCUGGGAAGGACAAGAACGGCAAAGAAUGGCAGCAACUCGUCUAUUAUGAUGCCGGGAUUGGGACGGGUGAUAUCACCGACGUUGAGAAGAAGAGACAAGGUGGUCUGGGGUCUGGGCUCAUCGAGAAAAUCCUCGAAGCCUACAACUUUCUUGCAAACAACUUUUGCGCGGGCGAUCAGCUUUUCUUCUUCGGGUUCUCUCGGGGUGCUUACACGGUUCGAGCGACUGCCGGGCUUGUGUGUCAGCUCGGAGUCUUGAAGCCAGCUUCCAUGUCAACCUUCAUCUCUUUGUAUAACGAGUAUGUCCACGGGAAGGAUGGGGCUGGAAAGUCGUUCGAUCGGUAUCCGGCCUGGACAGAAUUCACAGAGGCUAGCAAGGCAACUGGGGGCCAUGCUAUUUCCCUUCCAGCCGAGAUCAAGAUCCAGGUCAUCGGUGUAUGGGAUACUGUUGGUGCUCUUGGUAUUCCAAAUCUGGGACACUUCUCGCAUUUUAAGCUGCACAGGGCACACCAAAAGGCCUACCAGUUCUACGACACUACCCUCAACGAUAGAAUUCUUCAUGCAUAUCAAGCACUCGCCCUCGACGAGCGCCGCGAAUCCUUUGCCCCAGCCAUGUGGAAACUCAAACCAACACCCCUCAUAGACCCCAAAGGCGAUCCCAACGGACCACGCGAGAAGCCCAAGACCGCCCUCUGCCAGUGCUGGUUCCCCGGCGCCCACAUCAACGUUGGCGGGGGCAGCUCUGCCAACGCAGGCAAGAGCCCCAAGGGCGACAGGGAGCAGCUAGCUUCCGUCAGCUACGGCUGGAUGCUGGACCGGAUCCGACCUCACCUCGCACUCUCCGAGGCGGCCCUCGCCGGCCAGAUCGCCGAGUUCAAGCGGAUGGCGGAGAUGGAGCCCGAACCCGAGACGGGCUGGUCCAUCUGGAACGCGCCCCGGUUCGUCAAGAACCUCAUCUCGGACACGACGAACAAGGCGCUGCCGGCGGGCUACGGCAUUGGCGAGAUCGACGACAGUCACACGCCCAUGUACUGGCUGAUGGCUUUCCCCAAGGAGCGAGAGCCGAAUUUCUACGACUCCGUCGCCCCCAGCAAGAAGGUUCCCGUGGAGGAGCAGUGGUACACGGUGGAGCGCAUCCAUCCGAGUGUGCAUUACAGGCAGCAGGCUCAGCUGGACCACGGCAUGCAGCCAUAUGUUCCGGCUGCCUUGCAGGGGUGGGAGAGGAUCGAGGAAUCGCAUGGAAUGGGGAGAGACGGUGCGAGGAAAGGAUGGAAAUGGGUCAAGUUUAACAAGAAGAGGGAGAGGCUUGAUGAGAUGUGGGAGUUUGAGAUUGGGGGCUUUCCUGAGGGGAUGAGUGUGGAGAAGAGGCUCAUCGAUGCGAGUCUCGUGAAGGACAUCCACGAGAAGGCUAGUGCCGCGUGGAAGAAGUGA
Molecule: messenger RNA, 1593 nt
Organism: Drepanopeziza brunnea f. sp. 'multigermtubi' MB_m1
Lineage: Eukaryota; Fungi; Ascomycota; Leotiomycetes; Helotiales; Drepanopezizaceae
Source: RefSeq, a predicted model, not a curated record